UGCCCAGCGACGCAAUUACGUCAUCGUCGGUGUGCGGAAAGAGUGUUUCUAUAGCAGGAAAGAAAAGCAAACCGGGUUGUUUUGAUUAUAAAUUAACGCAUAGACACAUUUACUUUCUUCGAUGGCGGUUCCUGUGGGUACGGCAGACCUGCAAAUGGCCGGAGGUGCCUUGAGCAGCCAGACCGUUUCGCCUGAAAACAGCAUUGAUAUCGACGAGGAAGAGUUGGAUAAUAUCACAAAGAAACACCGAGGAGACGAGAGUUCUACGCUUCCACUGCAUUCACCUUGGACAUUUUGGUUGGACAGGUCAUUGCCAGGCACAACGGCUGCAGAAUGUGAGUCCAAUCUGAAGAAGAUCUACACAGUGCAAACUGUUCAGCUGUUCUGGAGCGUAUACAACAACAUCCCUCCAGUCACAGCGCUGCCUUUGAGGUGCAGCUAUCACCUAAUGCGUGGAGAACGGAGGCCACUCUGGGAAGAGGAAAGCAAUGCAAAAGGAGGCGUGUGGAAGAUGAAAGUACCCAAAGAAAGCACAUCUGCAGUUUGGAAAGAAUUGUUACUCGCUACGAUCGGGGAACAGUUUGCAGAUUACUGUGCCUCAGAUGAUGAGGUUGUCGGCGUCAGUGUAAGCGUACGUGACCGUGAAGAUGUUGUACAAGUUUGGAAUAGAGAUGCAUCUCUUGCUAAUGAAGCAAGUAUCUUGGGGAAAAUCCACAAGCUCCUCCCGCACAUAUCUUUUAAAGCAGUUUUUUAUAAAUCUCACAUGGAACAUCAUGCCUUUGAAGGAGGCCGUUCAAGACAUUAGAUAAUGAAUGCACUUUUUCAGUUUUUAUUUUAUUUUAUUUUUAAAAUCUGAACUCUGUACCUGCCUUGACUACAACAGAAUCCAGGAUAUGAUUUUGCAUUCACCGAGGAAAUGUUACCAGUAUAUUUUUAUAACUUUUGAAUGACUGAUGCCUUGUUUUAUUUCGACCCUUCACUGAAUGUACGUCCCGGUCUUCAGCCUUGAUUAGUUCACUGUAGUUUUUAAUUGGCUGUAAUGUCGUGGCACUGUUUCCUGCAGGGACCAUGACUUUCACAGUUGCUUUGUCUUCUGAAGGUAGCUGCUGUAUUAUCUUCUAUGUUUACCUUUACGAAAUGUUAAAUUCGAUCAACUCAUAUCCAUUUUUUAAAAUAAAUUACAGCUGGUUAGGUGCCAAAGAAGGUUUGUAUGGUAAGUUGUGAGUGUUUGUGGAGUCAAUGUCCCAUUUAGUUUUUUUUUGCAUCGUCAUUAGCUGUAUGUUAAAUGAACAGGGUAACACUUUAAUGACAUCAGUCCAGUCACACCGUCUCUCACUUUAUAAAGCCAUAAGCAGCAGCAAUGAGGAUAAUGUAUAUUACUUUUUGAAUGUCCAAUCACAGCGCAUUUGAAAGGAGACCUCCACUUGCCCAAAUGGAGUCACAGCGAAACGGCACAUUUUCUGGCAUUGCUCUGUACUUGUCUGUACUUGUUUCCACUUCCAAUAAAUUCACCUUUGACUUUG
Messenger RNA from Doryrhamphus excisus (bluestripe pipefish), 1523 nucleotides. RefSeq names its product eukaryotic translation initiation factor 4E type 3-like. Lineage: Eukaryota; Metazoa; Chordata; Actinopteri; Syngnathiformes; Syngnathidae. The record is from RefSeq and is a predicted model, not a curated record. Gene Ontology annotation, cellular component: eukaryotic translation initiation factor 4F complex. Gene Ontology annotation, molecular function: RNA 7-methylguanosine cap binding; translation initiation factor activity. Gene Ontology annotation, biological process: translational initiation.